CUCCUAGGACCCUCGGCCUUGUCUGCGGUUAUCAUAUUUUUAGUGCUCUUACCUCUGAACUUUGGGAUCAGCAAGAAGAGGAGCCAGCUCCAGGAAGCUCAGAUAAAGCAUAAGGACAGCCGUGCAAGGCUGACCAGCACCAUCCUCAGUGCCCUGAAGGUCCUCAAACUCCAUGGCUGGGAGAAGAACUUCCUAAGCAAAGUACUGGGCAUCCGAACUCAAGAACUUCAAGCUCUCAAGAUGUCUCAGUUCCUCUUCUCAGCUUCUCUUGCGUCUUUCCAGUCAUCCACUUUUUUGAUUUCAUUCAUCAUCUUUGCGGUCUACACGUUGUCAGAUAAGACAAAUAUCCUGGAUGCUAAGAAAGCUUUUGUUUCUAUAAGCUUGGUCAACAUUCUCAAUACUGCUCAUUCCUUCCUUCCAUUUUCCAUUAAUGCUGUUGUGCAGAUCCGAAUUCCAUCAUUGUCACGAAUGGAACUUUCAGCUGGUGCAGAGAAAGCAAUCCGUGCCUGAAAAGGAUAAAUCUUACUGUACCCCAGGGCAGUCUGUGUGCUGUGGUGGGUCACGUGGGGGCUGGGAAAUCCACCCUGCUCUCGGCGUUACUUGGUGAACUGCAAAGGAUCGAAGGUUCGGUAGCAAUGAAG
Thamnophis sirtalis is the source of this 641-nucleotide messenger RNA. The record is from RefSeq and is a predicted model, not a curated record. Lineage: Eukaryota; Metazoa; Chordata; Lepidosauria; Squamata; Natricidae.